This is a messenger RNA of Dendrobium catenatum, 2151 nucleotides long. Its product is annotated as probable glucomannan 4-beta-mannosyltransferase 11. Gene Ontology annotation, cellular component: Golgi apparatus. The transcript has 9 exons. NCBI's taxonomy places the organism in Eukaryota, Viridiplantae, Streptophyta, Magnoliopsida, Asparagales, Orchidaceae. The record is from RefSeq and is a predicted model, not a curated record. Gene Ontology annotation, molecular function: mannan synthase activity. Bases 86 to 1804 code for a protein of 572 amino acids.
GUUUUAAUACCAUACAAUGCAGAACAUCCAACCGGUUUUUAAUCGAUAGAAGGAAAUCCUUGUGGAACAGAAAAGCAGCUGGGAGAUGGAGGCGUGGCCAUUAAGAGCUGCGUUCCUCAUGCUGCUCGUCUCCGCCGCCGCCACCGCCGCGGCCGGAGAAGGCGGAAGGGAAUCGACGGCGGUUAGCGGGGCUCUUUUCCUAGCCGGAUCGAUACCUCGAGGAGUGGAGGCGAUGGUUGUGUCGACGGAGAGGAUGCUACCGCAUUGGUAUCGUGUGGCCUGGGCUACUCUCCGGAAGGCGGCAGUGGUGCCGGCGAUGAAGGUCGCUGUGUCACUGUGCCUAGUGCUCUCGGUGAUGCUGCUCGUGGAGGUGGUUUUCAUGUCAUUCGUGAGCCUCGCCGUGAAGCUGUUCCGCUUGACUCCGGAGAAGCGGUACAAAUGGGAAACGAUCAGCGCCGAUUUGGAGACCGGUAGCUCCGAUUACCCCAUGGUUCUCGUUCAAAUCCCUAUGUAUAAUGAGAAAGAGGUGUACAAGCUCUCGAUUGGGGCGACGUGCGGGCUAUCGUGGCCAUCGGAACGGAUGAUCAUUCAGGUGCUCGAUGAUUCAACCGACCCGGAAAUUAAGGAUUUGGUGGAGCUUGAAUGCAAGAUUUGGGCAAGCAAAGGCAUGAAUAUAACAUACGAGGUCAGAGACAACAGAAAAGGAUACAAAGCAGGUGCCCUGAAAGAGGGGAUGCAGCAUAGUUAUGUUGAACAGUGUGACUAUGUUGUCAUUUUCGAUGCUGAUUUUCAACCAGAAUCUGACUUUCUCAUGAGGGCCAUCCCUUUUCUUGUUCAUAAUCCGAAGCUGGCUCUUGUUCAAGCACGUUGGGAAUUUGUGAACCCAUAUGAAUGCCUGAUGACAAGAAUACAGAGGAUGACACUAGAUUAUCAUUUUAAAGUGGAGCAGGAAGCUGGCUCAUCGACUUAUGCAUUCUUUGGAUUUAAUGGUACUGGAGGGGUCUGGCGAAUAUCAGCCAUCAAAGACGCUGGAGGUUGGAAUGAUCGAACUACAGUAGAGGACAUGGAUUUGGCUGUCCGAGCAAGUCUGCAAGGUUGGAAGUUCGUGUACGUUGGUGAUCUCAAGGUCAAAAGUGAACUACCUAGUUCUUUUAGUGCAUAUCGUCACCAGCAGCAUCGCUGGACGUGUGGGGCCGCAAAUCUCUUGAGAAAAUCAGUCUUUGAGAUUUGGAUGACAAAGGACGUAUCUUUAUGGAAGAAGCUUUAUCUUCUAUAUAGCUUUUUGUUCGUGCGGAAGGUUGUGGCGCAUAUUGUCACCUUUACACUCUACUGUGCUGUCAUUCCUGCGUCUGUCUUUAUUCCAGAAAUUAGCAUUCCUGCAUGGGCAGUAGUCUACAUUCCAACGACAAUUACCUUUCUCAAUGCAAUCAGAAACUUUAGCUCUAUACAUGUAAUACCCUUUUGGAUUCUUUUUGAAAAUGUUAUGGCUAUGCAUCGUGUGAAAGCCACCAUCGUUGGUCUAUGUGAAGGUGACAGUGCAAAUGAAUGGGUUGUUACAGAGAAGCUUGGUGGUACAAUAAGGGAAAAACUUUUGCCUGACGCCACUUUAAUUGAAAAAGCUUCCCCAAAGUUCAGUCACAGGUUUUACUUUGCAGAACUUGGAUUUGCUGUCUUUCUCUUCUUAUGUGCAAGCUAUGAUCUGACCUAUGGAGAGGAUUACUACUUCAUAUACAUCUAUCUACAGUCUAUUGCAUUUUUUAUUGUGGGUUUAGGUUAUGUUGGAACUUUCAUCUCCAGUUUCUAGCUUCCAAGUUAUCAUUUUCUGCCAUUGUAUUAGUUUUAAGCUCAUUUGUUGGUCUGAAAUAUAUGUAAUUCCACUUGAGGAUAGAAGUUCUAUCCACGUAAAAAAGGAAAAAUAAAGAGAAGAUGUCAGGGAACAUUGGACAUCUUCACAGUUCUUGACCUAAAAGUUUGAUAGGCUAUAGAACGGCCAUACUUUUUGGAGGCCUUAAAUGCCACUGAAGGCACAUUUAGAUUAUUUAUUUAUUGAAAUGCCUUCUGUUCUUGUGUAUUAAAUGUACCUCGCCUGUCUAUGAUUAGUGAAAUUUGCUAUGCAUUUUUUAUGGAUUAGAAACUAUUUGAAAUUGGCUA